Messenger RNA from Jatropha curcas, 2484 nucleotides. RefSeq lists its product as uncharacterized. Lineage: Eukaryota; Viridiplantae; Streptophyta; Magnoliopsida; Malpighiales; Euphorbiaceae. The record is from RefSeq and is a predicted model, not a curated record.
UAAUGAAUCAUUGCUACCCGCCAGGACUCACAGAUUCUCGAGCAUUACAUUGUUCAAACCAAAUACAAAAGCUGCAGAAAGGAAAAUUGAAGAGAAGAAAAGAAAUGGUAAAUCCAAUCCCUGAAAACAUCCAGAGGAUAUGGGAACAUUGGAACAUCCGUAUCGCAGUUCUUUUCAGUCUUUUCUUGCAAAUCAUUCUCAUUGGAUUAGCUCCUUCAAGAAAAUGGACUGCAAAUAGAAUUAUGAUGCUAUUGGUAUGGACAGGUUACUUGCUCGCCGACGCAACAGCAAAUUUUGCGGUUGGACUCAUCUUCAACAGCCAGAGCAAUCCUAAAGACUCUACUCUCUCUCGUGAAAAUGGCGACCUUCUGUCUUUCUGGGCUCCAUUUCUUUUACUCCAUCUUGGUGGGCCAGACACUAUCACUGCUUUUGCUCUUGAAGACAAUCAGUUAUGGCUUAGGCAUUUGCUUGCCCUAAUUGUCCAAGCCAUUGCUACUGGUUAUGUUUUCAUUCAAACUCUUCCAAAGAACAAGGUAAUGAUUCCAACAUGUCUGCUAUUUCUUGCUGGGCUUAUUAAGUAUUUGGAGAGGACUUGUUCUUUGUAUUUUGCUAGCAGAGAUAAAUUUAGAGAUUCUAUGCUUAGAAAACCAGAUCCUGGGCUUAAUUAUGCAAAAUUUGUUGAGGUUUUUGCUUUAGAGCAACCAGAAGAACUCCAAUUAAAGAAAAAAAAUGAAGGCGAAAAAAAGACUACUGAUAUCCGUCUUGAAGUAAGAAAAUUAAAUGAUCUUGAUCUAGUAAAGGAGGCUUAUAAGUACUUCAAAAUCUUUAAAGGACUUAUUGUUGAUCUAAUAUUUAGCUUUCGUGAGCGCGAUCAGAGUAGAUAUUUCUUCAAUAGCAUAUCUCCAGGGGAUGCUUUUAAAGUACUAGCGAUAGAGCUCAAUUUCAUUUAUGAAGUUCUUUACACAAAGAUUGUUGUUGUUCACUCCAAGAAGGGUCUUGAUACAGUAGCCCUUAUAAUGGCUAUUUUCUCUAAUUGGACAAUUGUUGCUGUUCUAGAGAGAGUCAGUGCUAGGCCUGAGGAUCAAUCAUCUAAUUGGCCAUUGCUUCUCUUUAACAAAUUCCUUUCUCUAAAGAGAUCAAAGAUGGAUGCUUGUGGAACAGACAAACAUACUCUUUAUACACCCAUUCCUUUUCGAAGGUGGUCUGAAUCUGUCAAAGGCCAUAACUUGAUUAGGUAUUGUCUUAAAGAACGCCCAAGAAAGGUUCACCAUAUCAAGCACUUCUGCUUUGUUAAUCAAUGUGUCAGCAUAAGAAAAAACAUUGAUCAGUGCAUAAAAACCAGUUACAGAAAAGUCAUCCAUCGGUUUUUAUGCAUUGAUAAAGCAAUAAAGUGUCUGACUGCUUUAAAGGAUGGACUUAUUCAUCUGGUGGGUCUGAAGGAUUUUUUGGAUGAGAUGAAAUAUGUAUCGAAAGAGCCACUAACUAUGGAGCUUUGGGAAUUUAUCUUUAGUGAGCUGCAAAUGAAAUCUUGGUUGAUUGAUGACCCAGAAACUGCAAGAAAAAUUUGUACAGCUAGAGGUGAAUGGGUUCUUUUAAACAAUGGUUUGGGUAAAGAUCAAAGCUAUUUAAUGACUUAUAUUGUUGGUAUUACAUUUGAUGAGAGUCUGUUAAUGUGGCACAUUGCUACUGAGCUUCUGUACAAUGAUAAAAAUGGGAUUGACAAUUGUGAUGAUCAAAGAGAAUUCUGCAAAUUUCUGUCUGAUUAUAUGCUGUAUCUUUUAAUUAUGCAACCGACAAUGAUGGCGGCUGUGGCAGGUAUUGGUAAGUUGAGAUUUCAAGACACAUGUGCUGAUGCAGAAAGAUUCUUUAGAAAGAAAGGCAUACGGUCACCAAAUAAGAUGAAAAAAGCGUGUAAAAAGAUUCUUGAAGUGAAUACACAUUUUAGGCCUACUGAUGUGAAGGGAGAUGGAAGCACAUCUGUGUUAUUUACUGCAAGUAUGUUAGCUAAAGAGCUGAGAAAAUUGAAAGCGCAGAAAUGGAAGAUAUUAAGCCAAGUGUGGGUGGAAAUGUUGUCAUAUGCUGCAAGUCAUUGCACUGCAACUUGUCAUGCCCAACAAUUGAGUAAAGGUGGAGAACUUGUUACUUUUGUUUGGCUAUUGAUGGCUCAUUUUGGCUUAGGAACCCAGUUCCAAACUAAUGUGAGCUUGUUAUCCCAAGGGCAAAAUUGAUUAUCAGCAUCUUGUACUGUGAUCUUUUAUUGAUGUAUCAGAGUGAUUUGUAUUCUCACUUUUUUCUUUGUUCUUGUUGUUUGUCUGUCCCACCUUCCCAGUGUUUGGCAUCUUAACGCAUUACAGUAUCAUCCAUUUGAUUAAUGGAUAAUACUGUAAUGGCAAAAUAAUACUAAAUAAGUAAACGACAAAAUAAUAAUAAAUAAGUAAGACCAACCGAUGUUGGUUGGGAUGUAGUGAGACUCAUUUCUCUUAA